Messenger RNA from Doryrhamphus excisus (bluestripe pipefish), 2197 nucleotides. It is a transcript of the gene ficd, whose product is annotated as FIC domain protein adenylyltransferase. Gene Ontology annotation, molecular function: protein binding. The record is from RefSeq and is a predicted model, not a curated record. Lineage: Eukaryota; Metazoa; Chordata; Actinopteri; Syngnathiformes; Syngnathidae.
GAGACUGACGAAUGAUUUUCCUUCAUGUUCACGGGUCCAGGCGAAGAAAGCCGAUGAUGUGUAUGUUUUGAAGCUCAGCGACAACUGUUUACCCAAGUUGUAUUGUUUUUUGUCAUAGGUGGAUAUGCUAAAAAAAUAAUAGCAAGUUAACUUCGGAAAUGUAUGGUGUUGUUCAAUCGCUUAUGACGACAACUUGACCAGUUCACGAUGUUCUCCUCUCAGUCAGCCGCUUCCCUGAUGUCCUUGCUGGGGUACAGGUAGACGGGGUGUCGUGGAUAUAGAAUGGCGGAAUUAACCCCCUAUGGUCAUGGCGGCUGUGACGGCGUGGCGAUACACUAGCGACCGUCUCCUUGGAGGAUGGGGCCCGCUUCUGUGUGUCUUCCUGGGAUCCCUGGUGGCCCUGCUGACGCCAAUGGUUGGAGUGGAAGAGCAUUGCGUGGGCUCCUUGAAUGUCAUCGCACAGCUCCACUGCCAGCUGUGGGGAAGAUCCAAUGAUCCCCCAGAUGCGCAGUCCACCAGCCUCACUGUCCCCUUCACGGACCUCGGCUUGCUACCUCUCAGGCCUAAGCCCAGCAAAGAGAUGGUUCUUGAGGCCAGAGCAGCGCUGCAGCAGGCUCAGGAGAUGAAGAAACAGGGCAAGAGGGAGAAAGCCCACAAGCUGCUGGUGCAUGCACUUAGUCUGAAUCCAGAAUUCGUGGAUGCCCUGACGGAGCUGGGGACUAUUUUGGAGGAGAAGGAUGUGGUGCAGGCAGACCACUUGUACACCAAAGCUUUGGCCAUCUCACCUUGCAAUGAAAGGGCACUGAUAAGCCGUGACCGCACCCUCCCUUUGGUGGAGGAAAUAGACCAGCGUCACUUCGGCAUCAUUGACAGUAAGGUGCGCAGACUCAUGUCCAUUCCUAAAGGCAACUCUGCACUACGUAGAGUGAUGGAGGAAACGUAUUACCACCACAUUUACCACACAGUGGCCAUUGAAGGUAGCACGCUCACUUUAUCGGAGAUUCGUCACAUCAUUGAAACGCGCUACGCUGUCCCCGGCAAGAGCCUGCAGGAGCAGAAUGAGGCAAUCGGUGUGGACGCAGCAAUGAAGUACAUCAACACCACAUUGUUGUCCAGAACAGGCGCCAUCAGUGUCAGUGAUAUCCUGGAGAUCCACCGCCGAGUUCUGGGCUAUGUGGACCCUGUGGAAGGAGGACGGCUGCGCACUAACCAAGUUUUUGUAGGCCAUCACAUCCCGCCACACCCCCAGGACCUGCAGCGUCACAUGCAAGAGCUGGUUCUGUGGCUCAACUCAGACGAGGCCUUGCAGCUGCACCCUGUUGAGUACGCUGCUCUGGCUCAUUACAAGUUGGUAUACGUGCACCCAUUUGUGGACGGCAACGGACGCACAUCACGCCUCUUGAUGAACCUCGUCCUUAUGCAGGCGCGAUAUCCGCCCAUUACCAUUCGCAAAGAGCAAAGGGCCGAGUACUACGCUGCUCUAGACACGGCAAACGAGGGAGAUGUGCGUCCUUUCAUUCGCUUCAUUGCCAAAUGCACAGAGAUGACACUGGACACUUUGUUGAUCUCCACUACUGAGCACGCUGUGGGUUUGCCAGGGGCUGGGCAGGAAUAUGCAUGCCCAGACUGCAAACAAACCAUCCCAGUUCACAACUGAAUUAGUGAUGGGAGGGUAACUGGAAGCCUGCGUUUUUAUUUUAUAGAUCAUGUCCAGCCAUCAUCUGUAACCUGCUGAACAUGUUAUUAUAUUAAGUCUGAAUUUGCACACGGGGGGUGUUUAAUUUCACAAGUGGGAAGCUCUGGAGUAAAUGUCUCAUCAAGCUUCCAUGAUCUGGUAGUUUCAAAUCUUUUGAGAUGACUGUGAUUUUCAUAUUGCUGUAAAGCACUGUCAUCAUAUUUAUUUUAAUAAAAGUGUUAUAUUAACAUUCAGUAUGUCUCAAGAGAAUGUAUGAACUCACAAAUAAUUAAUACCACACUGGUUAAUUAAUGUUUUUAUUACUUUUGAUAGCUUUAGCAUAGAACUAAAGGAUCCUGAUGAUUUUCAUCCGUCACAGCACAAUAUGGAACUGUAAGGUGACAACAAAGCAUUUUUUGAUUCUUUAUGAACUUCAACCGGAACGACAAAAAUGUUUAUGCACAUUACAUUAGUAAAUGUAUCACUUGGUUUUCAUUUUAAUUAGGCCACUGCGGUGAGAAC